This is a messenger RNA of Malaclemys terrapin pileata, 3151 nucleotides long. RefSeq names its product selenoprotein O (gene SELENOO). Lineage: Eukaryota; Metazoa; Chordata; Testudines; Emydidae. The record is from RefSeq and is a predicted model, not a curated record. The transcript has 9 exons.
CCCCGGGUCCGGUGGGUAGAUGGCCGCGGUGCUGCGGAGUGGGCGCUGCUUCUUCCUGCCCACUCCGGUCCCGCGCGGCCUGCGCCCUCCCGGCUGCUGCAGCGGCGCCAUGCAGGAGCCCCCGCCAUCCCCGCCCCUCGCUGCCCGGCCGGAGAGCCCGGGCCCCAGCGCAGCCCCGGGGACGGCUGCGGGCUGGCUCGGAGCGCUGCGCUUCGAUAACCGGGCGCUGCGCUCGUUGCCGCUGGACCCGUCUGAGGAGAACGUGCCGCGGCAGGUGCCCGGCGCCUGUUUCUCGCGGGUGCGGCCCAGCCCGGUGCAGAGCCCGCGGCUGGUGGCCAUGUCGCUGCCCGCCCUGACGCUGCUGGGCCUGGAGCCCCCCGCGGCCGGGGCGCUGGAGGAACUGGAGGCCGAGGCCGCGCUGUACUUCAGCGGGAACCGGCUGCUACCCGGCGCGGAUCCCGCCGCACACUGCUACUGUGGGCACCAGUUCGGCAGCUUCGCCGGGCAGCUGGGCGACGGCGCGGCCAUGUACCUGGGCGAGGUGCUGAGCCCGCGGGGCGAGCGCUGGGAGAUCCAGCUCAAGGGGGCCGGGCUCACCCCCUUCUCCCGACAAGCUGAUGGUCGAAAGGUUCUGCGGUCAAGUAUAAGAGAAUUCCUGUGUAGUGAGGCCAUGUUUCAUCUAGGUAUACCUACAACAAGGGCUGGAACGUGUGUAACAUCUGAUUCAAAAGUUGUUCGGGACAUAUUCUAUGAUGGAAAUCCAAAAAAUGAAAGAUGCACAAUUGUCCUGAGAAUAGCUUCCACAUUUAUAAGGUUUGGAUCUUUUGAAAUUUUUAAACCUACAGAUGAACACACAGGACGCAAAGGUCCCAGUGUUAACAGAAAUGAUAUUCGUAUACAGAUGCUUAAUUAUGUGAUCAGCACUUUCUAUCCAGAAAUCCAGCAGGCUUACUCUGACAACAGUGUUCAGAGGAAUGCUGCUUUCUUCAGAGAGGUAACAAAGCGGACAGCAAGGAUGGUUGCUGAAUGGCAAUGUGUUGGAUUUUGUCAUGGUGUGCUGAAUACAGAUAAUAUGAGCAUAGUAGGACUUACUAUUGACUAUGGCCCUUUUGGGUUUAUGGACAGAUAUGACCCAGAACACAUUUGCAAUGGUUCAGAUAAUGCAGGGCGCUAUGCUUAUAACAAACAGCCAGAGAUCUGCAAGUGGAAUCUAGGGAAGCUUGCUGAAGCUUUAGUCCCAGAACUGCCCUUGGAGAUCAGUGAACUCAUUCUCAAAGAGGAGUAUGAUGCAGAAUUUGAGAGGCAUUAUUUGCAGAAGAUGAGGAAGAAGCUAGGUCUCAUUCAUUUGGAAUUAGAAGAUGAUGAUAAAUUGGUGUCUGAACUUCUAGAAACUAUGCAUCUCACAGGUGGAGACUUUACAAAUACUUUCCGUUUGCUGAGCUCUUUCUUGGGCAGUUUGGAUCCUCUAAAAUUGGAAGAUUUCCUGGAAAAGAUUGCCACACAGUGUGCUUCCAUGGAAGAACUAAAAGUUGCUUUCAGGCCUCAGAUGGAUCCAAGACAAUUUUCCAUGAUGCUAAUGUUGGCUCAGUCUAAUCCUCAACUGUUUGCAUUAAUUGGAACAAAAGCUAAUAUAAAUAAAGAAUUAGAACGCAUAGAACAGUUUUCUAAACUGCAGCAAUUAACAGCAGCUGACUUACUGAGUAGAAAUAAAAGACACUGGAAAGAAUGGCUGCAGAAGUACAGAGUCCGAUUAGAAAAAGAGAUAGAAAGUGUUAGUAAUGCUGCUGUCUGGAAUGCUGAAUGUGUGAAGAUUAUGAAUUCAAACAAUCCAAAAUAUAUCUUGAGAAAUUACAUUGCUCAGAAUGCCAUUGAAGCAGCUGAAAAUGGAGACUUCACAGAGGUAAGAGAGGUUUUGAAACGCUUGGAAAAUCCAUUUGAAGAGACAGAAGAUCUCACUGAGGUACAGGAAGAUCAAGAAGAGGAGGAAACAGUUGCAGCAGCUGCCACUUGUGCUCCAGUGACCAGCAGCAGACUUCCAUAUAGCAGUAAACCGCCACUCUGGGCUUCAGAACUCUGUGUUACGUGAUCUUCAUAAUGGCCUUGUUUUAUUUUUCACUGUAAGCUGGAGAUGCUGAUCCUUCUUCAGUAGUGGAGAAUCAAACAAGGCAAAAUCAAAGUGCUGUUAAGUCAUUGAAACAGUUCAUUUGGAUGUAUCUACAAUCACACUUCAGCAGCAGUGCUUAUUUUGACACAAUCAUGGAUCAUAGGUUUAAUGGACCAAUGACAAUCAACAGUCCAUGUACAUUGUUAGAUUAAUGUUUGGGGAGCUGAACAACUUUCUUUUCUCCUCACAACAUUGUAAUUAGUGAUGUCUUAGGUGUAGGCACACAGUGAUCUUUGAACAUCCAAAUGUAACUGUUUUUAUGUGACGACAAAAAUAACAAAUCAGAAAUCUGAUAUAUUUUUGACUGAUGAUGAAUUAACAGUACUUAUUCCCAAAAUGUGGUUAAUGCUUUUACUCUGCAGGGAUGUUUGAUCCUCUUUAAUGGAGGAGUAAGCUUAUCAUUGCUUAUCUGAAGCUAUGAUUCCUUUAACUGAGUAGUUCCUUUCUUGUGAACCUUCAUAUUAACAUCAGUCAUUUUUUUAGAGAAUUUUUUUGCAGACUGGGGUGGGGGGGAAAAGCAACUGAGUAUAAUUUUUUUAUAAUAUGCAGUAUAGAAAUCAGAAUUGAGGGGGACUAUACUUAUUUGCACUCGAAAGUCCUAGCAGAAAAAUAUAUUUAGCUUUAACAUGUUUGUGUGUGAUACACACGUACAAAUAUUUAUUAAAAUCUUGGACUGCAGCUUGUAAGUCAGUUGACCUAAACAAGAUCACUUUGCCAACUUAGCUUGUUCCCUAUAAACUAUCCAGUACUUAAUAUAAGCGUUCAUUAUCUAUGAUUAUUUAUGCUGUUGACACAGUCCUUUCUACAUUAAACUGGCAGAUGUGUACUUGUUCAACAUUAUUCAAUGUGACUUGUGUAAUUUAGUCUUCAAUCCAUCCAUCAUCAUCACAAUCUCUGGAAAUGUUACUUUGAAAGCUGCCAUUUUAGUAUUCUUAUUUGCUAAUAUCUGGGGUGGCAAUGUCUGAGAAUAAACAAAUGAAGCUCCUA